GAGUUCAAGACUGCAGAAUCAUUGAAGAAGAGUCCCUGCUGGGAGUAGGUGGCAAAAGGCGGGCGGGUAGUUCAGCCUCGAUAAAUCCGCUCACUUACCUACACUAGAAAAAGGAAGAGCGUCUUCCACCUUUUCUGCAACUGCAAGCGGUGGCGAGGGUGGCAAUUUUCAGAUCCAUCCAAGCUAUCUCCCAUUGCUUUCUGUAUCAUCCACUUCAACCAAAACACACUGGGAGAAGGUGAAGCUCGAGAUUGAAGUUCUAAAUUUGCUUUCGUUUUGAUUUCUGAUUCCUAGAUAGUUCAUGCAUAUGCGUUUCGUCUCGUUCUGAUAUAUUGAAUUGAACUGGGAAGUAAGGAAAUCAUGUUCUCCGUUAGACCCAUUUUCCGGGCACACCAAAGGCCCUUCUUUUCUCUGUUGCUCCAUUCUUCCUAUACUUCCUCUGCCGCUGCAAUUCAGGCUGAGAGGACUAUCAGAGAAGGCUCCAGAAACGAUUGGACACGAGAGGAAGUAAAAUCCGUAUACAACUCUCCCGUACUCGAUCUUCUCUUCCAUGGAGCUCAAGUUCACAGGCAUGCUCAUAACUUCCGAGAAGUACAACAGUGUACUCUCCUGUCUAUUAAAACAGGCGGAUGCAGUGAGGACUGUUCAUAUUGUCCUCAAUCCUCAAGGUAUGACACAGGACUAAAAGCCCAACGGCUAAUGAACAAGGAGGCUGUUCUUGAAGCUGCAAAGAAGGCAAAAGAGGCUGGUAGCACACGCUUUUGUAUGGGUGCUGCAUGGAGGGACACAAUAGGAAGAAAGAGCAACUUCAAUAAUAUCCUUGAUUAUGUAAAAGAAAUAAGGGAUAUGGGAAUGGAGGUUUGCUGCACCCUUGGUAUGCUGGAGAAAGAGCAGGCUGUUGAACUCAAGAAGGCAGGGCUUACUGCCUAUAAUCAUAAUCUUGAUACUUCACGGGAAUAUUAUCCAAAUAUCAUCACAACAAGGACUUAUGAUGAACGCUUGAAAACGCUUGAGUUUGUUCGUGAUGCAGGGAUUAAUGUUUGUAGUGGAGGAAUAAUUGGGCUUGGAGAAGCAGAGGAGGACCGUGUAGGUUUGUUACAUACAUUGGCAACACUUCCCACUCAUCCAGAAAGUGUUCCUAUCAAUGCACUUGUUGCAGUAAAAGGCACUCCUCUUCAGGAGCAGAAGCCUGUUGAAAUAUGGGAGAUGAUUCGCAUGAUUGCCACAGCGCGUAUUGUUAUGCCGAAAGCAAUGGUGAGGUUGUCAGCAGGCAGAGUUCGGUUCUCCAUGCCUGAGCAAGCACUGUGUUUUCUUGCUGGUGCCAAUUCUAUAUUCACAGGAGAGAAGCUUCUCACCACACCUAACAAUGAUUUUGAUGCUGAUCAACUCAUGUUCAAAGUUCUUGGACUCACUCCCAAAGCUCCCAGCUUUCAUGAAGAUGAAACCAGUGAGAUAGAUAAUUGUAAGGAAGCUGUCUCCUCCUAGUUGAGUUUAAGGACAAUCUAAGACGAUACAUACAUAAAAAAAAUUCUUACCACGUCCAAUUAUGCUGCUCAUAACUUCUUCUCUGGUGUUUGGAUUGCGCAGCUUGGGAGAGAUUCUUUCUCAAGCAUUUAAACUUAUCUCAUUGGCAAAACAAUCUCUUGUUUGGAUUGUGAGAAAGCAAUUUCCUCCAAGUCAAAUUAGCUUAUGGUUAACCGUACUGGCGUACGUCUUAAGAUGCAUUGGAUUCUCUUUUUC
Prosopis cineraria is the source of this 1740-nucleotide messenger RNA. Its product is annotated as biotin synthase, mitochondrial. Gene Ontology annotation, cellular component: mitochondrion. The transcript has 6 exons. NCBI's taxonomy places the organism in Eukaryota, Viridiplantae, Streptophyta, Magnoliopsida, Fabales, Fabaceae. Gene Ontology annotation, biological process: biotin biosynthetic process. The record is from RefSeq and is a predicted model, not a curated record. Gene Ontology annotation, molecular function: biotin synthase activity; 2 iron, 2 sulfur cluster binding. Bases 361 to 1485 code for a protein of 374 amino acids.